GCAUAGACUAGAGCUUAACAUCUGAGAAGGAAAAGCAUCGGAGGUUCAGAUACUGACAGAGCAGAGGUAGAACACUACUGGACGGACCCAGGAGGAUCAGCCAGCCAUGCCUCCAGUUCAGGUACAAGAUUGAGAAAUGGCAUGCAACGUACCUAACCAAAGACAACGGACUAUGUCAACAUCAGGAGAAAGUCUAUAUGAAAUUCUUGGUCUGCAUAAGGGCGCAUCAUGUGAAGAGAUUAAGAAAACCUACAGAAAAUUAGCCCUGCGACACCAUCCAGACAAGAAUCCAGAUGACCCAUCCGCUGCUGAGAAGUUUAAAGAAAUCAACAAUGCCCACACAAUCCUCACCGACACCUCAAAGAGAAACAUAUAUGACAAGUAUGGAUCACUGGGACUCUACGUGGCUGAGCAAUUUGGAGAAGAGAAUGUUAACACAUACUUCAUGCUGUCAAGCUGGUGGGCCAAGACCCUGUUCAUCAUCAUCGGCCUCUUGACCGGCUGUUAUUUUUGCUGUUGCCUUUGCUGCUGCUGCAACUGUUGUUGUGGACAUUGUCGGCCCAAAUCAUCGGCAUCAGAAGAGGAGUUCUACGUGUCACCAGAGGACCUGGAGGAGCAGAUCAGAACUGACAUGGAGAAAGAUAUGGACUUUCCAGUUGUUCUCCAGCCUACAAAUACAAAUGAGAAAACACAGCUAAUCAGAGAAGGAUCUCGAAGUUACUGCACAGACUCUUGAUGCUGGGCCCAUGGAGGGUCCACAGCUCCUCUUCUUGGUUCAUCCAUGUCUCUGGGUUGUCCUGGGGGAGGUGCAAACAUGAAAUGCUGUGAACAUAGUCACAUUUGUAUUUUAUUUUUAGGUUAAGGGGAAGAUGAUUGCUACAUAAUUUUCUCAGACUUUCUCUUUGAGUAGAAUACUAAUGAAAAGCAUUCAGUUUGAUGAAUAAAGGCCUGAA
Messenger RNA from Mastomys coucha (southern multimammate mouse), 953 nucleotides. RefSeq names its product DnaJ heat shock protein family (Hsp40) member C5 beta (gene Dnajc5b). Bases 137 to 736 code for a protein of 199 amino acids. The record is from RefSeq and is a predicted model, not a curated record. Lineage: Eukaryota; Metazoa; Chordata; Mammalia; Rodentia; Muridae. The transcript is spliced from 5 exons.